Exophiala aquamarina CBS 119918 is the source of this 1116-nucleotide messenger RNA. RefSeq lists its product as uncharacterized. NCBI's taxonomy places the organism in Eukaryota, Fungi, Ascomycota, Eurotiomycetes, Chaetothyriales, Herpotrichiellaceae. The record is from RefSeq and is a predicted model, not a curated record. Gene Ontology annotation, biological process: retrograde vesicle-mediated transport, Golgi to endoplasmic reticulum. The transcript has 2 exons. The coding region runs from base 1 to 1116 and encodes 371 amino acids. Gene Ontology annotation, cellular component: SNARE complex; endoplasmic reticulum.
AUGAGCGACCUCGCGCCGUCAUUGUCCUCCAUCUUGGUCAACGCGCAUUCGGCGAAACCCAUUCCUAGUCACACACAAUAUGACACCGCCAGCCUUGACCUGUUUUUAAGGGAGGCAUAUCAAGUUAACCGAUCUAUCUCAUCUCUACUUUCCUAUCUGCGCGCAGUGCGAACUCAUUACCUCUCGACGGCACCCCCAGCACGACAAUCAAAGCGCCCGCAAUCCGGGGGCUCGCGUGCUACCCUAUCCUCGUUAAAUAUACCUGACAUCCCCGAGCAUUUGACAGACUCGCAGCGCGAAGCGAUCGACAGCCAAACCUCAUCGGUGCUGCGGGAUAUCAACAAAAAUAUUGGCAACAUUUCAUCCGCGGCGAAUCUGCAAUACGAGACGGCUACGAAGGUUCUUGAGAAGAAAUAUGGGCAGCCGAGCUCUGCGAUCUGGCGGUGGGCAGCAGGGGAUGGGGAUACGCCGGAUGCAGGAAAGUCAGAGGAACAGGUGCAGGAGGAGGGGAAAGUGAAGAUAGUCAAGUCGGUGCGAGAUGGAGUUCUGUGGUACUUGGAGAACAGGCUUAAGGAUGCACUUGCGGCGCAGCAAGAGAUGGUGGAGAAACGCCUGGACCGUGAGAGAGAAAAGCAGAUGAGUAUGCUCUACGACCCGAGAAACAAGGGAGUGAAAGCUAGCCGAGACGUCGAGAGUCUUCUGAAUGGCACGGAGACCCAAGCAGGACGGGAUCUACGUGGACACGACAAAUACAACCCGGCACUUGACCCGUCUCAGAGCGGCGAGCAGGAAUUGACGCCUGAGCAGCUACAAUUGUUCGAAGAAGAGAACAAGGGAAUGUUUGAGCAUUUCAACGAUCAGCUGGCCAAAGUGACCCAAGUGGAGAAGAGCCUCAUGGAGAUUGGCAGUCUACAGCAGACGCUGGUAGGGCACCUGAGUGUGCAAGGGGAAAUGAUCGGGCAGCUGGUCCAAGACGCAGCGAGUACGGAUGAGAAUGUGCGCAAGGGGAACAAGGAAUUGAAGAAGGCCAGUGAGCGGAGCAGCACGGCAAGACUGGUGUUUUAUGCAACAGCAGGGUUCUGUUCGUUUUUGGUGGCUUGGGAUUUGAUAUUUUGA